Batrachochytrium dendrobatidis JAM81 is the source of this 378-nucleotide messenger RNA. RefSeq lists its product as uncharacterized. The coding region runs from base 1 to 378 and encodes 125 amino acids. The transcript is spliced from 3 exons. Gene Ontology annotation, molecular function: actin monomer binding. Lineage: Eukaryota; Fungi; Chytridiomycota; Chytridiomycetes; Rhizophydiales. The record is from RefSeq and is a predicted model, not a curated record. Gene Ontology annotation, cellular component: cell cortex.
AUGGGAACAAGACACAUUAGUCAUGCAGGUAUUAUUCGACAAAAGGACGGUGUUAUCAAGGCAAAGUCUCCAAACUUUUUGUUGGUGCCCACAGAUUUGGCCAAGAUAGAGGCUGCAUUUGAACAUCCCAGAGAUGCUCGCAGCGGCGACAGUAGCAUUUCAUUUCUUGAUAUUCCCUAUCGCGCAGUCAGAGCCGACAGCCUUUCCAUUUAUGCAAAAAAUGAUAAAGCAGGAAUAAUUAUAUCAAAGACAAUUCAACACUAUAUCAUUGCUGUAUACGAUUCUACCAUGUAUCCAAGUAUCGCUGUAGAAGCUGUAGAAAAACUCGGCAAGUUAUCAAAAUCAAUGUUUGCCAAGUAUAUUCAACAUAUGAUCUAA